This is a messenger RNA of Wickerhamiella sorbophila, 1389 nucleotides long. RefSeq names its product 2-methylcitrate synthase, mitochondrial. Gene Ontology annotation, cellular component: mitochondrial matrix. Lineage: Eukaryota; Fungi; Ascomycota; Dipodascomycetes; Dipodascales; Trichomonascaceae. The transcript has a single exon. Gene Ontology annotation, biological process: carbohydrate metabolic process; tricarboxylic acid cycle; citrate metabolic process. The record is from RefSeq and is a predicted model, not a curated record. Bases 1 to 1389 code for a protein of 462 amino acids.
AUGUCUAUGAACCGUAUGUCUCAUUUCCGCCCUAUGGCUGCUCGCCAGAUGGCCAAGUUUGUCCGGGCCUACUCUAGCAAGGAGGCUUCCCUCAAAGACGUCUUUGCUGCUCAGAUUCCUGAGAAGCAGGAGCAGAUUAAGCGUCUCCGCAAGGAGCACGGCAACUCCUCUCUUGGUGAAGUCGUUCUUGACCAGGUCUACGGUGGUAUGCGUGGUAUCCCUGCUCUUGUUUGGGAGGGUUCCGUGCUCGACGCUGAUGAGGGUAUCCGUUUCCGCGGCCUCACCAUCCCCGAGAUCUGCGAGAAGCUGCCCAAGGCUCCCGGUGGAUCUGAGCCCCUUCCUGAGGGUCUUUUCUGGUUGUUGCUGACCGGCGAGAUCCCCACUGAGGGUCAGGUUCGUGCCUUGUCCAGCGAGCUCUACGCCCGCUCCAAGCUCCCUGAGCAUGUCGAGGACUUGCUUAACCACUCCCCCAAGCACCUCCACCCCAUGGCCCAGCUCUCUAUUGCUGUCAACGCUUUGGAGUCUGAGUCUGAGUUCGCCAAGGCUUACGAGCAGGGUGUUAACAAGAAGGAGUACUGGCAGUACACUUUUGAGGACUCUCUUGACCUGAUUGCCAAGUUGCCCUCCAUUGCUGCCCGCAUCUACCGCAACGUCUUCCACGACGGUGUUGUUGCCUCCACCGACUCCAGCCUUGAUUACUCUGCUAACUUCACCAAGCAGCUUGGUUUCAAGAACGAGGAGUUCACUGAGCUCAUGCGUCUUUACCUGACUAUCCACUCCGACCACGAGGGUGGCAAUGUCUCUGCCCACACCACCCACCUGGUCGGCUCUGCUUUGUCUUCUCCUUACCUCUCGGUCGCUGCUGGUUUCAACGGUCUUGCUGGUCCUUUGCACGGCCGUGCUAACCAGGAGGUUCUUGAGUGGAUUCUUAAGAUGCGCUCUGAGAUCGGCUCUGAGGUCACCAACGAGCAGAUUGAGAAGUACCUUUGGGAUACCCUCAACUCCGGCCGCGUCGUCCCCGGUUACGGCCACGCCGUUCUGCGCAAGACCGACCCCCGCUACACUGCUCAGCGUGAGUUCGGCCUGAAGCACAUGCCCGACUACGAGCUGUUCAAGCUUGUUUCUCAGAUCUACCAGGUCGCCCCCAAGGUCCUCGGUGCCAACCAGAAGAUCAAGAACCCCUGGCCUAAUGUGGAUGCCCACUCUGGUGUCCUCCUCCAGUACUACGGCCUGAAGGAGCAGUCUUACUACACUGUUCUCUUCGCUGUCGCUCGUGCUCUCGGUGUCCUGCCCCAGCUCAUCAUUGACCGUGCCAUGGGUGCUCCUAUUGAGCGUCCCAAAUCCUUCUCUACCGCCAAGUUCGCCGAGAAGUUCGGUGUCAAGCUGUAA